AUGUCCUCGACGGAGAGCCCCGGCCGCACGUCGGACAAGGCUCCGCGCCCGCAGGUGGACCGAUUGCUCGUGGGGCUGCGCUGGCGGCGCCUGGAGGAGCCACUGGGCUUCAUCAAAGUUCUCCAGUGGCUCUUUGCUAUUUUCGCCUUCGGGUCCUGCGGCUCUUACAGCGGGGAGACGGGAGCCAUGGUUCGCUGCAACAACGAGGCCAAGGACGUGAGCUCCAUCAUUGUUUUGUUCGGCUACCCCUUCAGGUUGCACCGGGUCCAGUAUGAGAUGCCUCUCUGUGAUGAUGACUCCACCUCCAAAACCAUGCACCUCAUGGGAGACUUCUCUGCCCCUGCUGAGUUCUUUGUGACCCUUGGCAUCUUUUCCUUCUUCUAUACAAUGGCUGCUCUAGUCCUCUACCUGCGCUUCCACAACCUCUACACAGAGAACAAACGCUUCCCAUUGGUGGAUUUCUGUGUGACUGUCUCCUUCACCUUCUUCUGGCUGGUUGCUGCAGCUGCCUGGGGCAAGGGCUUGACUGAUGUCAAAGGGGCCACACGGCCAUCCAGCCUGACUGCAGCCAUGUCCGUGUGUCACGGAGAGGAUGCAGUAUGCAGUGCCGGGGCCACACCCUCGAUGGGGCUAGCUAACAUUUCUGUGCUCUUCGGCUUUAUCAACUUCUUCCUGUGGGCUGGAAACUGUUGGUUUGUGUUCAAAGAGACACCGUGGCAUGGACAGGGCCAGGACCAAGGCCAGGGCCCCAGCCAGGAGAGUGCCGCAGAACAGGGAGCGUUGGAGAAGCAGUGAACAGCUGGCUAGACCUGGACAGCACCUCUUCAUCUCCUCCGGCUUCCACAGGACCUUCCUUCUCCUCCAACUCCCUUCCCCCAUCAUUCUGGGCUUUGAGAUUUGAGACGCUGGAUGCGUAGGCAUCAGCUAUUGGU
Messenger RNA from Peromyscus eremicus (cactus mouse), 932 nucleotides. RefSeq names its product synaptophysin like 2 (gene Sypl2). Gene Ontology annotation, cellular component: synaptic vesicle membrane; synaptic vesicle. The record is from RefSeq and is a predicted model, not a curated record. Lineage: Eukaryota; Metazoa; Chordata; Mammalia; Rodentia; Cricetidae. The transcript is spliced from 6 exons. The coding region runs from base 1 to 795 and encodes 264 amino acids.